UAUUACCUUUAAGUAUUUUAUGCGCAUAUGUUUUGAAAAAAAAAUAUACUAACGUUCAAAAUUUAAACGACUAAAAUCUAAGUUUCUCUGGAUGUUUUUUUACUUUUUUUAAUACAUAAAAUGCUGCAAUCUAAGUUGAAUAGCCUGCUAACGGUCAGUGUUUUGUUUAUGUUAUUUUACAAUAGUGAUAGUGUAGUACCAUACACCGACACCAAGACCAACUACGAGGCACUACUCUCGGCUUAUAGGACAGCUAACUCGGUUGGUGUUACAGAUGUCAUACCGAAAGAUCCGGCAUCGGGACCAGUUACGGUAUAUAUGGGUAUCAGCCUCUAUGCCAUAAUGGACUUUGAUGCAGUUAGCGGAAAAAUACAGUUGGUCGCCAGUAUGAAAAUGGAGUGGUUAGACGAGGUCAAAACCUUGACUGGAACUACUUUCAAAGAAACGCUGCAGACAAUAUUUGUUGCGUACGAUCAGAUUUGGACACCAAAUCUUGUAUUAAUUAGCUCAGUAGAUUCCAUCAAAAGAAUUGGGGACGAAACUUAUCUAGUGCGAUAUAAUGUCAGUUCUGGAUAUUGCAAAUGGUAUCCUCGGAUGAUUAUAAAUGCCGCAUGUACACCGGAUAUGACAUAUUACCCAUUUGACAAACAGAUAUGCACGCUAACAGUAACGCCGUGGAACCGCAAUGUCACAGAAUUAACACUUUCUCCUCUUACUAAUGAAUUGAACACAGUCAAUCUCGAGAAAAGCGGACAAUGGGACGUGAGCGAAACUUCUACAGAGGCAUAUAUUGGAACAAGUAACACAACACGAUAUAAUAUCGAUUUCAAAAUAACAAUCAAGAGAAAACCGUUAUUUCUGGCUCUAGUGAUAGUACUUCCUGUGUUAUUGUUGAGUUUGUUGACAGGAUUUUUGUUUUUGCUACCACCUGGUUCUGGAUCAAGGGUUGGCUUUGGAAUAACUUGUUUUCUGUCGUUUGUUGUUCUCUUGCAGACUCUUAUGAGCUUUAUGCCAGAGGUUUCAUCACCUAUGUCUAUCCUUUGCUUCUAUGUUAUUGUUAUGCUAUCAUUUAGCGUUUUACUGAGCAUAGCAAACGUAUUUUUACUCAGAAUGUAUCUGAACCCUAGUAAAGAAGAGGUGCCUCGGAUAUUCCUUACUGUCAUUGAAGUUAUUACAUGUAAAAUUUGGCGACGUUGUCCAAAAUGUCCUAAAAUAAAGUUUACAUUCUUGAAGAAAAUGUGGCAGCGUUGUCCAAAGUGUCCUGCAGGAAAAUUUAGAGUUUGGAAAGGACACCAUCCGGUCGAUUACGAAGACGACCACUUUUUGGAUGAUAGAACUGAAUCGAAGCUGCGCAGAGAAGACAAAGUGCACAACAUCCGAUUUGCAAGAGGUUUGUCAACUCUAAAAGAAGAAUCUGUUAUACGAAACAGAUUUACACUGGAACAGGAUAUUGACCUAAACAAAGACGAAGACAUUGGUGGUGUUAAAAGUUCAUAUGAUGACAGUACAAUUAUUACAGAUAGACAGCUGAAGAGAAGUGCCACGUGGUUUAUUGGUAGUAAAGCGUUUGGUACUGACGGUGAUGAUGAAAUCUACUCCACUGAGCAUCAGCUGGAUCUAGCCCGUCCGAGGUCAGCUCCAGCCUUAAACUUAGAUCCUAACACAGCUACGGGAGUCUUUUCGUCGUCUUCAUCUGGUUAUUUGUCAGCGACUUCAUCUAAUAAACAGUCGAGAGCGGAAUCACGAGUACAGUCCUCAUCAGGGUCACAAAGUCAGGCUGUGGCUGAAUCAGGAGAGCAUUCAGCAACUGGAUCACGCGAUCAGGCAUCAUCUGGACACCGGAGUCAGUCCGCAGCAUCUUCACACGCUACCAGUUCCCCCGAUUCAAAGAGUGAAAUAACUUGGGAAUAUCUCGCACAGGUUUUUGACUUGUUCUUCCUCGCUGUUUUCAUUAUUGUUCAGAUAAUAUUCACGAUUUUCUUUUUGGUUCCUCUUGGAGCUCAGUAUUAGAGACCUUAUUUGAGUAUCUCAUCCGAAUCUCCCAGUGUUUUCCAUUCGGUUUUUCUUGCAUCACCAACACCAUCAAUUGAUUUUGACUGACAGUUAAUAAGACGAGCUUUAAAUGAAGUGAAAUGUUUUCUUAUUUAUUCAGCAUCAUUUGGUAACGUUUAAAUAUAACAUUUGCAAAGGCAAGUAUCCACAGCAAUAUUAUACAUUUUUUAUGUUUUCCUUUUCUGUUUUUCUACAUGCAGUUUCCAAAUAAAAUUCAUUAUUUGUUUUAGUAAUUCAGAGGACGUUUGUUUUUGUUGCUAGGUUGAUUAAUUAAACUAUUUGUUUGUUAACUUUACUUUUUCUUUACAUAUUAUGCCAGUCACAUGAAAUGUUCGUUUCCUUUAUGUCGCUUGUCCGCGGUAUUCUCGCGUCAUUGUUAAUUACGCGUUAUUUCCGUUUUGCACUGCAGUACCAUCUUGACAUUGUUUACAAACAACCUACUUUCAUUUUCAGUUGAAAUUUUAAUCAAUUUGUCCAGAAUGCAUAGAAUUUUGGUGAGUUAGCUUUUAAAAUAGUUGAAAUACUUGAAUUUCUAUCCAAUUAAACCCAAAUCCUGUAUUUUUCACUUGUUAACGUCGUUUUCGCCAAUGUUUUGUUUAUGUCUCUGUUAUUAAUAGGCCCGAUUCGGACGAACGACGACCCCACAAUGCCCCGCUUCCCCUUAAUUCCCGCCUUGGUACCAUAAUUUUCGAAACGGACUAAUUUUAGUGGUCACAUACAAAGGUUCAAAGGUCAGGGUUCUGAGAAGGGACAGCUUUUUCAGGUGUACACGCUAUCAAAAUGAGUAAAUUGUUAAGUACUGGGUGUGGAACAUUUCACAUAGUUUUACCAAUAUUGUUAUAAUUAAACUGUUAUUUUUACAAACAGACACAGAAUUCCUUAGUGUACCGGAAAUGAACAAAUAUCGUGGUAUGUAACCUAACAAUAAUUCUACAACUACAACAAGAACAUCUUUAACGUGAAAUGGACAUACAAAAUCAAAAUGAUAGAAAGUGUACAUGUUGACACGUGAUUGUCGGGAGUAUUUUAAUUAUAUUUUGUGUCAAAACAUGUAUGUUUUGACAGAUAAUGAAUUAUAUGAAAUUAUUUAUAAUACGAAAUAACUGUUAUAUUUUUA
Messenger RNA from Mercenaria mercenaria, 3169 nucleotides. RefSeq names its product acetylcholine receptor subunit beta-type unc-29-like. Bases 121 to 2010 code for a protein of 629 amino acids. Gene Ontology annotation, cellular component: membrane; synapse; neuron projection. Gene Ontology annotation, biological process: nervous system process; monoatomic ion transmembrane transport; signal transduction. The record is from RefSeq and is a predicted model, not a curated record. Gene Ontology annotation, molecular function: neurotransmitter receptor activity; extracellular ligand-gated monoatomic ion channel activity; transmembrane signaling receptor activity. Lineage: Eukaryota; Metazoa; Mollusca; Bivalvia; Venerida; Veneridae. The transcript has 4 exons.